This is a messenger RNA of Lachancea meyersii CBS 8951, 2172 nucleotides long. Lineage: Eukaryota; Fungi; Ascomycota; Saccharomycetes; Saccharomycetales; Saccharomycetaceae. The record is from the annotation of a GenBank genome assembly.
AUGGCCAACGGUCGUGCUGAACAACAACAGGCUGACGACGUCCAGGUCUCCGAAACGAUUAAUUCUGCUUUGGACCAGCUUCAUCUGGACGACUUGUCCGACACCAGUCGCACGCCAACUUCCAAACCAGCAGAGCCUUCCACCGCAGCUACUUCGUCAAAUAAUGUUUUCCCACCCCCACCGCCAUUGAUGGGUAUGGGGUUUAUGCAUUACCACCACAUGAUGCAUUUGCCUCAUUCUCCGGGAUUCUUCCAGGCUCCAGGAUCGUCGGACCCAUUCCAAUCCGGACCUCCAGCAGAUUUGACUACAUCGGUCGAUUCUGAACCCAUCAUGUUUGCUAACGCCCACGCUCAGCCCCAGACAAAUUCUACAGCUGCGGCAGCUGGUGACUCACGCGGAAAUGUGCUUGAUAUCGGCUUUUCUACCAACAUGGACCCUUUUUGGCCUUCCAACAAGCAAGAUUAUGGUCCCGAUUAUGCACUUAUGUCGGGAAAACUCCCAGAAGUUCCGCAUGGGUCAAGAAGACAAACUUUCCCCGCAGUGUCAGGUAACGAGUUGUUGGGUGACGACAAUUCUGCUAUAAGAACUCAAAGCAUAUCUCUGGAAAAAGCUGAAACAGACUUACAGCACAUACCAAAGCCUGCAGGAAACCCUGAGGCUGAUCUGCCAAAAUUAAACUCCAGUUCUGUGCCCUAUUCAGCUGCUGCAUAUCCAUACGGCGGUCCUCUCGUUCAACCAAAUCCCGUUCUUUCGGGCCAUACUCCCCCUGGAAGUACUCCCGCCUACGGUGUACCUUCUCCUUUCCAUGCAUACGGAUUCUCUUCACCAUUUCAAUCCUUUUCACCAGUUCCUGGUAACUCUUUGGGGGGUAGCUCUGUCAAUAUGCCAUCUCCAGCCUCAGGAGACCGGGACAAGGAGGGACCUGUUUCCGAAAAAGCAGCUUCUCCAAGGGCUGCCUCUUCGCAACCAAUGCCUCCAUGGAUGUAUGGUAAUCACCAUCCUUUUGGUCCAAUGGUUCCAAUUCACCACCAAAUGAUGGGACCUCACGGCAAUAACAACGGCAAUAGUCUACAUCCAUCUCACUCCCAUGGCAAUCGUCAUCCAAUGCACUCUCGUCGACACAAAGGUAACCACAAUCAGAAGCCUUAUCACCGCAGGGGAGAAGAUCCAGCAAAGUACGCCAAUGCGAAGCUCGAGGACUUUGUAGGCAACAUUCUCUCUCUUUGCAAGGACCAACACGGCUGUAGAUUCUUGCAAAGACAGCUGGAUAUUGGAGGACCUGAAGCCGCGGACGUUAUUUUUGAAGAAACAAAGAGCUACGUGGUGGAACUGAUGACUGACUCUUUUGGUAACUAUCUGAUUCAAAAGCUUUUAGAAAGAGUGACUAGCGACCAAAGACUCGAAUUAGUGAGGUCAUCUGCUGAAAGUUUCGUUUACAUUUCAUUAGAUCCGCACGGUACCAGAGCUCUACAAAAAUUGGUCGAAUGCAUUUCAUCUGAGGAAGAAGCGCACUUGAUAGUCAACUCUUUGAGAGGUUCUAUUGUAGAGCUGAGCAGAGAUCUGAACGGUAAUCAUGUGGUUCAGAAAUGUUUGCAGAAGUUGAAGCCCGAGGACUCUCAAUUUAUCUUCGACGCGGCAACUGACGCAUGCGUCAAAAUCGCCACACAUAGACAUGGGUGUUGUGUUCUUCAACGUUGUUUAGACCACGGUAAUCGUAAACAGUUCGAUCAGCUUUGUGAGCGCAUCAUCGAACAUGUGGAAGAAUUAACGACUGAUCCUUUCGGUAAUUAUGUUGUCCAGUACAUUCUGACCCAACAGUCAGAACGAUCCGAAUUUGACUUCACUACUCAAGUGGUCGCUUUGAUCAAGCCAAGAGUCAUCGAGCUAUCAUUGCACAAGUUUGGUUCCAACGUUGUCGAAAAGGCCUUACGCACUCCCGUGGCUUCGGACAUCAUAAUCAAUGAACUGCUAACACAUGGUGCCGACGCCAAAAUUGAGCAGCUCUUACACGAUGGGUAUGGUAACUAUGUCUUACAGACAGCCCUGGAUGCCGCACGCGAAAACAAAGACCUGUACUACCGGCUGAGCGACACUUUGAAACCUCACCUGGUAGGACCAAUUAGAAACACUCCUCACGGAAGAAGAAUAAUGGGUAUUCUGGAAACAGAAUGA